This is a messenger RNA of Nestor notabilis (Kea), 420 nucleotides long. RefSeq names its product lipopolysaccharide-induced TNF factor (gene LITAF). The record is from RefSeq and is a predicted model, not a curated record. Gene Ontology annotation, molecular function: zinc ion binding. The transcript has 3 exons. Lineage: Eukaryota; Metazoa; Chordata; Aves; Psittaciformes; Psittacidae. The coding region runs from base 1 to 420 and encodes 139 amino acids. Gene Ontology annotation, biological process: regulation of cytokine production.
AUGUCUGCACCAAGUGGCGUCCCUGUCCCAUCUGUACCUCCUUCUUAUGAGGAAACAACAGGAAUCAAUGUGAACUAUCCUCAGACCCAUCCUACCCCAGGACAUGGCUCGAAACCCUCAUACGUGGGUCAGCCUUCACCAACGCAUAACCCCAUUACAGUUCAGACAGUGUAUGUGCAGCAACCAGUAGCAUUUUGUGACCGCCCAGUUCAGAUGUGCUGCCCUUCCUGCAACCAGAUAAUAGUGACACGUCUCUCAUAUAACUCAGGAGCUUUGACUUGGCUGUCAUGUGGUGGCCUCUUCCUGUUUGGGUGUGUAGCUGGCUGCUGCUUAAUUCCCUUCUGCGUUGAUGCCUUAAAGGAUGUGGAUCACAGCUGUCCAAACUGCAGUACUCUUCUUGGGUCUUACAAACGUUUAUAG